CACCACCUGUCAGUUUUUGUCUGUCGUCGGUCUUGGUGGAUUGUGUUGUGGUUUUCGGUGCUCAAAAAUGUAUUUCGAGGCCUAAGCCCUAAUACGUUGUGUUAACAAUGAAAAGUAGUCCCAGUCGUAAAUAUGAGAGUUUCACCAACGAGCAGCAAGGGAAGGAAACUGAUAAAUACUCGCUAGACAGUCAAGACACCGCCAGUCUGCAUUCCAACCCGGAGGAGCGGCGUGUGAUCGACGUGGGAGUAGGCGCCGGCGACAUGUGGAUCAGCGCCGUAGAGGGGUCCAUCCUCACCUGGGAGGAGGUAGCCGACCGUCUCCACGUAGACGUCCGCCGCGGUCUAUCAUGGCGGGAGGCGAACGACCGAAUGAACUUCGUCGGUCCCAACGAGUUCCAGGUCAAAGAAGAGGAUCCGCUGUGGAAGAAGUAUAUCGAGCAGUUCCAGAACCCGUUGAUACUGCUGCUACUCGGUUCCGCCGUAGUAAGUAUCAUCAUGCGUCAAUACGACGACGCCAUUUCCAUCACCGUCGCCAUCAUGAUCGUGGUCACCGUCGCCUUCGUUCAAGAAUAUCGUUCAGAGAAGUCGCUCGAAGAACUUAAUAAACUCGUCCCGCCUACUUGUAACUGCCUUCGUGAGGGCAGCAUCGAGCACUUCCUCGCCCGAAAUCUCGUUCCCGGCGACAUAGUCCAUCUCAACGUCGGCGACCGAGUUCCAGCUGACUUACGACUAUUUGAUUCUACGGAUUUGGCUAUAGACGAAAGUUCCUUUACGGGAGAAACGGAACCGGCGGUUAAGAAUAUACUACCGAAUAAGGCCGCUGCUGGUAGAGUGAAUAAGGAUAAUAUAGCGUUUAUGGGUACGCUGGUGCGAUGCGGUAAUGCUAAGGGCAUAGUGGUCAGCACAGGCGAACGCUCCGAAUUCGGCGACAUUUUCCGCAUGAUGCAAGCCGAAGAGGCCCCUAAGACGCCCCUGCAGAAGUCCAUGGACACCCUCGGGGCACAGCUGUCCCUAUACUCCUUCUGCAUCAUCGGUUUCAUCAUGGUGACGGGCUGGCUUCAGGGGAAGGCUCUCCAGGAGAUGUUCACCAUUAGUGUCAGUUUGGCUGUUGCUGCGAUUCCUGAAGGGCUACCCAUAGUGGUGACCGUGACUCUCGCGUUGGGCGUGAUGCGGAUGGCCAAGCGCAACGCGAUUGUGAAAAAACUACCCACCGUCGAGACUCUCGGCUGUGUUAAUGUCAUCUGCAGUGACAAGACUGGAACGCUAACGAAGAACGAGAUGACAGUUACCUGUAUGUCUACUUCCGGCGGCCAUAUUGCGGAAGUUCGCGGCGCGGGAUAUAACGCACGCGGCGACAUCCAACUACGUGCUUAUAAAGGACGAGACUUGGACGUAGCGCGAUCUGCUCUACAGACCAUGCUUGAGGUGGGCGUCCUAUGCAACAACGCGGUCAUCCGCGACGAAACUCUAUACGGGCAGCCGACAGAGGGCGCUUUACUCGCGGCGGCCAUGAAGAACGGAAUGGAUGAUGUCAGAACACAAUAUACCAGGCUGCAUGAGAUACCAUUCAGUUCAGAAACGAAGAUGAUGGUGGUGAAAUGUGCCCCAAAAUUCAACGAUGGCAAGCUGAAAGAAGAAGUGUUUGUGAAGGGAGCUAUAGAGAAGAUAUUGCCGCUGUGCACACAGUAUAUAGAUAGCGCGGGCAACUAUUCGCCAGUCACCAAAGAAAAGCAGAACGAUUUUAUGACGGAGGCGUACAAUAUUGGGAGAAUGGGUCUCCGAAUCAUAGCCUUAGCACGCGGCGCGUCGCUCGACGCACUCACAUACACGGGAGUGUGCGGAGUGUGCGACCCCCCGCGACCCGGCGUGUGCGACGCCAUCGCUACUCUACGCAGAGCUGCUGUCGAUGUGAAAAUGCUUACUGGAGACGCCAGGCCCACUGCGCUUGCUGUUGCUCAAAUGGUCGGCCUAGACGUGCUCCACUCCCAAUCUCUCUCCGGUGACCAGUUGGACACAAUGGCGGACGACGAGUUGGACCGAGUCAUCGAUUCUGUCAGCGUGUUCUACCGAGUCACGCCGAAACAUAAGUUAUCGAUAGUGAAAUCGUUGCAGCGGCUAGGAAAUAUCGUUGGGAUGACUGGGGACGGAGUAAACGACGGCGUGGCCUUAAAACGCGCGGACAUCGGCAUCGCUAUGGGCAACGGAACUGACGUGUGUAAGGAGGCCGCCGAUAUGAUACUAGUCGAUGAUGACUUCGCUACCAUCAUCGCCGCGAUAGAAGAAGGGAAAUGCAUCUUCUACAACAUUCGCAAUUUCGUCCGCUUCCAACUAUCCACCUCGAUUGCUGCGUUAUCGCUUAUCGCUCUUGCUACGCUCAUGGGCAUACCAAACCCCCUUAACGCCAUGCAGAUACUGUGGAUCAACAUUAUUAUGGACGGGCCCCCAGCGCAGUCUCUCGGCGUGGAGCCCGUGGAUCACGAAGUAGUCCGUCGUCGACCACGAGACACGACACGAAGAAUUAUCUCGAGAUCUCUACUUGCUAACGUGUUGUUGUCGGCCGCCAUCAUUAUAGCUGGGACUUUGUGGGUAUUCAACAGGGAGAUGUCAGAUAACAAGAUCACGCCCCGCGACACGACAAUGACCUUCACCUGUUUCGUCCUGUUCGACAUGUUCAACGCCCUCUCGUGCCGCUCGCAGACAAAAUCGGUGUUCCAAGUGGGGUUGUUCUCGAACAAGAUGUUCCUGGCAGCUGUUACAUUGAGUCUGGUGGGGCAGAUGCUGGUUGUGUACUUCCCGCCGCUGCAGAGGGUUUUCCUCACUGAAUCACUAACCGGACAUGAUAUCAUCUUCCUAGUAUGCCUAACGUCGAGUGUAUUCAUCGUGAGUGAAAUUAAGAAAGUAGUGGAGCGGUCGCUCAAGAAGCGUUCUUUUGGCAAGUUCCCGACCAAGGCGCACGACGCGCUGGACUUCGUAUGACAGGAGGAGCGGAAGGAGGAGUAAGCCACAACGCACUCAAAGAAACUUGUGGCGAAACGGACAGUAUAAAAAACUUGUGUCAACCAUCAUCAUCAGUGCACCUUAGAGAAUCAUCAAACGACCCACUUAUCGUUUCGAGCGUGUUUAAAUCUCAUAGUGAUAAUUUUGUGCACCUCAGAGACUCUUCAUCUGGCGCGCAACUCACAGUUUCAAGCGAGCCCGGGCAUCACAUAGAUUCGGACGUGUUUCUAUCUCAUAGUGAUAAUUUCGUGCAAUACAGAGAAUCUUCAUCAGGUGAAGACCCCUUACUCAGAGAUUCAAACGUGUAUUUAUCUCAUAGUGAUAAUUUUGUGCGACUCGGAGACCCUUCAUCAAGCGCAGUCCCCAGGCAUACAGUUUCAAACGUGAUACAGUCUCAUAAUGAUAAUUUCGUGCACCUCCGAGACUCUUCAUCGGGUGAUCCGGUCCAACUUAGGGUGUCCGACGUGUUUUUAUCUCGUAGUGACAAUGAGUACGCUAAAGAUUUGUAUAGAACGGUCAAUAGGGAUGGUAGUGAAUGUUUUAGUAGCUGGCUUGGUGAACCUUUAGAUGGCGAACGUAAGAUUUUGAUUGAGUAAAUUUUAGUGCAAAAGUAUGGUUUUU
Molecule: messenger RNA, 3620 nt
Organism: Cydia amplana
Lineage: Eukaryota; Metazoa; Arthropoda; Insecta; Lepidoptera; Tortricidae
Gene: SPoCk
Product: calcium-transporting ATPase type 2C member 1
Exons: 18
Coding region: 108-2978 (956 amino acids)
Biological process (GO): calcium ion transmembrane transport; manganese ion transport; intracellular calcium ion homeostasis
Cellular component (GO): plasma membrane; Golgi membrane; endoplasmic reticulum
Molecular function (GO): ATP binding; ATP hydrolysis activity; P-type calcium transporter activity
Source: RefSeq, a predicted model, not a curated record